Morone saxatilis (striped sea-bass) is the source of this 627-nucleotide messenger RNA. Its product is annotated as E3 ubiquitin-protein ligase RNF123-like. Bases 1 to 627 code for a protein of 208 amino acids. The record is from RefSeq and is a predicted model, not a curated record. The transcript is spliced from 5 exons. Lineage: Eukaryota; Metazoa; Chordata; Actinopteri; Moronidae.
AUGAAACCCACAGACAGCAAGUCAUAUCACAGACAGACUCAUAUCAGCCACAAGGAGACUCAUAUCAGCCACAAGGAGACCCAUAUUCAGCCACAAGGGAAGACCUCAUUAUCCAGCCAAGCCAAGAAGACUCCAUAUAAACCACAAGGAGACUCAUAUCAGCCACAGAGACACAUGAAUGAUUUGGCCAGUAAAGCAAACAUCAUCAUCGACCCCGCAGAGAUCCAGACCACGUCUAUGGAUGACCUGGACGAGGACGAGGAGAGCGGGGCAGCACAGAGGCCGUUUGGUGCAGCGGCGAUGGGCGGAGCUCUGGCGAGGCCCAGCUGGUUGAGUUCUCCCACUCUGGGUCGAGCCAAUCGUUUCUUGAGCACGGCUGCCGUCAGUCUCAUGACCCCCAGACGACCCCUCACACAGCCAGAGAAAGUGAAAGUUCGCACCCUCGCCGUGGAGCAGAGGACUGAGGAGGACAUCGAGGGAAGCCAUGGUAACGACGGCCUGUUGCUGGGGCGACCGCUGGAGGAGCCCGAUCAGCCAAUCGCAGACAAGUCCCUUCUGGAGAUUGUUGAUGGGAUCGUGAUGAUGUACAACCUGAGUGUUCAUCAGCAGCUGGGAAAGAAUGUGUAG